UUAGCAAGUUAUUAAUUGAUUAGUGAUGGGAUACAAGGUGUCACUAUGGAGUAAGAGCGCUGUUUUGGGGGAUCCCCUAACUUUCGAUCGAUAAGUCUUCGGCCUCUGACCGAUAUUCUCGUUUUAAUGGUACUUCUUUGUUUCUAAUAUCCAGAAAUGUAUGUUUGGAUGAAUUGUGUUUAUUCGUCUUGUAAUUAUAUUAUUUAUAGACAAGGUGUUAGUUGUGUUGACCGCAUAUUCUUUUUAUUUUUAUCUUGCAUUAUUGAGCAAUCCUGUCCUGUCUACAUUUGUAUAUGUCCUGCAAUAGCAAAGAAUUUAUUCUCUCCUUUAAAUAAAAUCAUAUUUUUUGUAGGUUUUAUAAAAUAUUCGAUUCUUAUCAAAAUAAUGUAUAAAGAAUACUGAGAAAAUUAUCUGUUCAAAGUUGUUUUUAUUUUCCUGUGAUAUUUUAGAAUGCAUGACUCUAUUCUGUGCUGUGCUUGAUGAUUUAUCUAUACUGGUUAAUAAUGAUUUCAAAAUGUUUUUCGGUACUCCCGUAGUAUGUGUACCAGGUUAGGGUUGAACUCAAAUUGAACUUUCACAAAUGUCUGAGAGUUUCCAAAGAUUUGGUGUUGCUACAACGUGAUGUCCACCCACCAUAUGUUGCCCACCCUGAAUCUGUUCGUUUAAUUUUAGGUUCAGACUGCUGAUGGGUGCUAGAUGCUUCCAGUCACUUCUUUCUGGUUUUUAUUGGCCUUUGCUGCUGCCUUGGUUUCUUUCACAUUAGACUCUUAAUUAAGGUUUAGAAGUUGGUAUAGUUAGGAUUGGUUGGGCUUUGUACAAAAUAAGUGUUCCUCGCUAAAUUAAAUAAGUGAUAUCCAUUUGGGAUGGAAAAUGCAGAUGUAUAUCUUAUGCUAUAAUAAUAGGUGGAGGUGGACUUUACGCUAUGGUACUAGCUUAAAGUAGAUCUUACCGAUGGUGCUAGGUGGAUGUAGAUCACACUAUAUACAGGGUGUCCAUAAAGUCCUUUUACAAUUUCAAUUUUGGUAUAAAAUCAAUUGUCAAUAUAUCUUAACCAUAACCAGGUUUGUUGUUUUUAAUCGGUAAUUAUUCAAGUAUUUUUACUUCAUUCAAUACAUCUGUGAGGGCCAAUAUAAGGUGUGGUAUCGAUAUAUUCCCUUUGCAAUUUCAAAAAGUUUAAGAUUUUAUGGACACCCUAUAGACCUCACGCUAUAGUACUAGAUUGAGAUAUACCUCCUACAAUAGUAGAACCUAAAAUUUAAUCUACAAUCUAAUUAAAAAAAAACUUUUUUUGUUUGUUAUGAAGGUAUGUAACUUGUAGAUGUAAACUAGUCUAGUCAAGAUUUGAUUUUUUGGGAGUAUGGCAACAUUGAGAGCUCUUCGGCUUUUACAUCCUAGCUUACAUGGAAUAUCAAGGAGGUUUUCGUCUACAACCCCCAAAAUAACAACGCAUUAUAGUAUUGUACCAAGAGAAACAGAUUCAAGAUGGAAAGAGAUCGAUAUGGAACGUUAUGCUGAUGAAGCAGACGUCAUAAUAGUGGGAGGAGGCCCAGCUGGACUCUCCUGCGCCAUCAAGCUGAAACAAAUGAGCAAUGAGGCUGGAAAAGAACUACGGGUUUGUGUCUUUGAAAAAGCUGCAGAGAUGGGUGCUCAUACAUUAUCUGGUGCAUGCAUCGAGCCAAAAGCAUUGAACGAACUCAUUCCUGAUUGGAAGGAAAAGGGGGCGCCUAUGAAAACCGAAGUCACGCAUGACAAGUUUGCAAUUCUCACAGAAAAAGGCAGAAUACCAAUUCCACUUUUUCCAGGGGUCCCAAUGUAUAAUAAAGGAAAUUACAUCGUUCGAUUGGGAAAUGUUGUUCGCUGGUUAGCAGAACAAGCUGAGGAACUGGGGGUUGAAGUUUAUCCUGGAUUCGCUUGCAGUGAAGUUUUAUAUCACAAGGACGGGAGUGUCAAGGGCAUUGCUACCAACGAUGUUGGAAUUCAAAAGGACGGUGCGCCGAAAGAUACUUUCGAACGUGGGAUGGAAUUUCAUGCUAAAGUUACUGUAUUUUCUGAAGGCUGCCAUGGGUCGUUGGCCAAAGGACUUUACAAUAAUGAGAAUCUAAAUUUAAGAGAAAACUGUGAGCCCCAGACAUACGGGAUCGGUCUCAAAGAAAUAUGGGUGAUUGAUGAGUCAAAGUGGAAGCCGGGACAGAUUGAACACACUGUAGGUUGGCCGUUAGACCGAUUUACUUAUGGUGGUUCAUUUAUUUACCAUUUAAAUGAAGGAGAGCCAAUGAUUUCAGUAGGAUUUGUCAUUGGACUUGAUUAUACAAACCCCUACAUGAGUCCUUUCCGAGAGUUUCAACGUUUCAAACAUCAUCCAUCUGUACGUGAUAUAUUUGAAGGCGGCAAGAGAAUUUCUUACGGUGCUCGUGCGCUCAAUGAGGGAGGUUUUCAAUGCAUUCCAAAGAUUGCAUUCCCUGGCGGAUGUAUCAUAGGCUGUAGUGCCGGUUUCAUGAAUGUUCCCAAAAUUAAGGGCACACAUACUGCAAUGAAAAGUGGAAUGAUAGCAGCCGAGUCUAUUUUCGGGGCUGUAACUGAUGAAAAUCGUACUGAUGAAACCAAAGGUCUAUAUGUGAGAGAAUACGAAGACAGACUUAAGGAAAGCUGGGUUUGGAAAGAGAUGAAGUCGGUGCGAAACGUCAGACCGUCCUUCCAUUCUUUUCUUGGAGUUUAUGGAUCUAUUAUAUACACUGCGCUCUUCUAUGUUUUCGGUAGAGGUGUAGAACCAUGGACUUUGAAACACGGUGGGGCGGAUGCAAAAAAGCUCAAGCCUGCCAGCGAGUGUACAGAAAUUGAAUAUCCGAAACCAGAUGGUAAAAUUUCAUUUGAUUUAUUGUCAUCUGUCGCUCUCAGUGGUACAAAUCACGAGCAUGAUCAACCACCUCAUUUAACGUUGAAAAACGAUUCCGUUCCAGUUUACCAAAACCUUGGAAUAUUCGACGGACCGGAACAAAGGUUUUGUCCUGCUGGUGUCUAUGAGUAUGUGCCACUAGAGGACGGUAAAGAGGGCGAAAUGAGACUUCAAAUUAACGCUCAAAACUGUGUUCAUUGCAAGACCUGUGAUAUUAAAGACCCAAGCCAAAAUAUUAAUUGGGUUUGCCCGGAAGGUGGUGGAGGACCAGCUUAUAAUGGAAUGUAAGAUAGCUAUUUCUCACACAGUGUGCAAAGCUGUCAAAGGAUUUGGGCUGUUCCAUAAAUAAAGUUUCAUGGCUCCAUAUCUGUAGUUAUUUUUGAAGUUUACUUUUCAAGAGAUAAAGUUCAAGCAUUGGGAUGGAUUGAUUCACCUCAUUUGAUAAUUUAUUAUAAAUUAUGCUAUUUAGAGUAUAUUGAUACAGUCUUUUCCAAUGACCACAUGGUCGUAUCGUUGCCACCUAGUCUGUACCGAGAACUUUUCGCUUUCAAUUAAUAAUAUUUUGUUGUGUUUUCUGGUGGACAAGACAAAAUAAAUCUGUCUUUGAAUAUUUCAGAACCCUUAGUUAGCAUCCUAAAUAUGGCUCAUAUAUUAAUCGUUAACUAAAAAUCGAACCCUCACAUUAUUUUUUCAGUAACUUCCGGUUUCUGGCUAUAUUUCUUUAAAUAUUCAUCAGCUCAGUUUAAUCGUUAUGCCCAAAAUGCAAUUUUUAGGAAUAUUCUUUGCUAAUUUAUGUUACUCUAUAGCAAAUAUUUGCCUCAUAAUGUUUGUUCCAUUUUUCAAAGCAUUUAUAUUUUUGUUGCUACUUUUUUUUGCUUAUUUUUUGAUCUCGAACAAGUAUAACUUCUAUGUUUGUUGUUUUCUCCUAUCUCUUGUGUAUAUGCUGACAUUGGACAAGAAUGUUUGUCAGGUCUCUGGGUUAAAGUCAAAAUUUUGACAUGCAUGGUAUCAGAGUUCCAUGUUUCUUGAGUAGAAUAUAAACGCUCACAGCGGUCAAUUUCUUUUUGCAAUCAAAAUUUUAUUAUUAUAAAAACAGUAACUUGGCCAUUUUGCUUAGAAUUGAGUCAAAUUUUAGUAUUUUUGUUACCCUGAACUUUUGUUAGUUUCUGCUGCCCUGGUUAGUUUAUUAAUCAUGGUUGGUCACCAAGACCAAGAUUAAAUGUUUGGUUUAAUAAUUUUGAAUAUUGUGGAGGGAAAAACCUAAUUUCACAGUAUAAUCUUGGCUGUAAAUUAAUUGUUACAUGGCGUUCAGCUCACAUUAGGUUUGAGCCUAUUUCAGAGACCCAAGUAAAUGCAAAAACUAUUUAAUCGAUUCCUACUUCUACUACCUAAUUGCUAUGCACACAGUAUCUUGGCCAUUUCAAAAUGAAUUAGUCACAAGGCAAUUGUUGAAUAAUAUGACCCUGCUCCCAGCAAAAUUUUUUUUGCACUAUAGAUCUCAAGUGUAAUUUGAUAUACUUGUAAGAAACCAUCAUUGAUGUCUCAAGGGUUAUUGAGAAUUGCUAUUAAGUGGCAAACUGGGUAUAUUUUUUCCCUAGACAGAAAGAUGCUGAUAGUAUUAGCUUUUUUUCAUAUCUAGAAUGUAGAUCAAUUUUUGAGUUGCCAAAAUUCUGAAAUAAAAGAUACAAAAUUUCA
This is a messenger RNA of Styela clava, 4588 nucleotides long. Its product is annotated as electron transfer flavoprotein-ubiquinone oxidoreductase, mitochondrial-like. Gene Ontology annotation, biological process: electron transport chain. Lineage: Eukaryota; Metazoa; Chordata; Ascidiacea; Stolidobranchia; Styelidae. Gene Ontology annotation, molecular function: iron-sulfur cluster binding; electron-transferring-flavoprotein dehydrogenase activity. Gene Ontology annotation, cellular component: mitochondrial inner membrane. The record is from RefSeq and is a predicted model, not a curated record.